Culex quinquefasciatus (southern house mosquito) is the source of this 877-nucleotide messenger RNA. RefSeq lists its product as uncharacterized. Lineage: Eukaryota; Metazoa; Arthropoda; Insecta; Diptera; Culicidae. The record is from RefSeq and is a predicted model, not a curated record. The transcript is spliced from 4 exons. Bases 281 to 826 code for a protein of 181 amino acids.
GUGCGAAGUCGUUUCGCCGUUGAAGGGUAAUACCUUUCGUUAAAAUAAAGGAUUUUCAGAUCCGGUGACAAAUUUCACAAGUAGUUCAUUGCGUGUUAAGUUGAAAUUAAACCACGCAAGAUCAAUUUUAUACUUCAAAUAAUUCAUCUCUUUCAUGUACAGGAAACUGUCAAAUGAUAUCUUUUAUCUAAACUGAAAAACAUCCAAACAGUUGUUCACUGUACCGUUCGCUUUUGAAUCAUUUGUGUAAGAUAUUCCAAGAGUAAACAACACAUUUAAUAUGAAAGCUCUGAUUUUUGUACCCAUCUGGAUUUCAAAUGUCCAGCAAAUUUGGGCCGCCGUAGCUAUCGACUUUCACGAAGACUUGCGAGAGUGCGGGAAUGGAUUGCCAAUGCCGGAUGUAAACAUGGCCCUAUUCAGCGUACUACCUCAAGAGGAUGGAACCAUGGUGUUGAACGGAACCGUCAAGAUUAUCAAAGACUAUGGAAACCCUACCAGGUGGAGGAUGUACUCUGAACGACUGGAGCAGGGCAAGUGGCACCCUGGAAUAGUUUCGCGGGACAUUCCGAAUAUCUGCGCGGUGCUGCAAGUGCCAACUGAAGCUUGGUAUCAGUUUACGAAGCAUUUGCGCCAGAAACAGUGCCCGUUUAAAGCUGGGUACACGGAACAUGUGGUUGACCUUAACAUUGGGAAUGUGGCAGCAGCUUUCGACACGCCGCCCCAAUUUAUCGGUGAUUGGAGAAUCUAUCAUGAAAUCACCACUCUCCGGAACGGAAGGUUCGUAAAGCAGUGCUACAUGGUGCCGACGACUAUUUCUGAAGUUUAGUAAGAAAAAAAACUCAUGAAAAUAAAUAAAAUUGUUUCAUUUCAAAUCAAA